UGGCAAAGAAGGGCGUGCUGGUCCUACCGGACAUCAUGGCCAACUCCGGUGGAGUGAUAGUGAGCUGCUUCGAGUGGGCCGCUGGGCGUCCAAGAGGCACUUGACCUUGCUGGAUCACGCUGUCAUCGGCGUAAUCCAGGCCGGAUCUGUGGAGAGCCCGGCGCAGCACCGUCACAGAUUGAUAAGGGCCGGAGCUUCAAUGACAAAUCCACUAUAUUCAGCACACAGCCCAACUCAGCAGGCACGGGCCAUGUCGACAAUCGGGGUGGCACUCGGGUGCAUGCUCGCCUUGACAGUCAUCAAGGUCGCAAUAGAGUCGGUGGAGGUUGUGCUCGGCGACGGUGAGAGAGAGUCUAUCAAGCAUAAGUCCAUGUUGUUGUGGCUGAAGCGACUUAUGGAUGCCGACAUGCUUGAAGAUUUUGAAGAUGAAACCGACCUCAACCUGUGGGCAGCCACUGUGAAGAAGAUUAAGAUGCCACAUAACAUGAGAUCGAUGCAAAAGCGCAUAGAAAAGAUAAAAGAGGACCGUGAGGACCGGCAAGGUCCCGACAUCCAGGAUACAGCAGGAUAUGUGGAGGAGGCAGAAAUCAUCUGGAGGACUGAUGAUUGCAGAUAUUGGAGCAGCAGUUAUUUCCCCCUCCUUUUGACUACAGUGGUUGGAGUCAGUAGGAGAGGCUGGCAUUUGACAAUACGGUUAUGUGUGUGCAUUGAUUGCUGGUGCUGCAACCUGUAAUUUCCUUGUGGAGUGGACCGAAGUAAUCCAUCAAGCUAGCUGCAUUAUUGAUUCUGUUCCUUUUGCUGGCGAGGUCUCCAACUACCCUUUUGAGGUCUCCAACUUCGUCCUCCAGCUUGGACAACCUAGGUUGAGUGGCAAUUUUACCCCUUAUGUUUAUCACGUCCUCGGUCACGGUGUUCUAACCGUGAUGCGAAUAGGUGGAUGAAGAGGAAGCAGUACCGCCGUAUUGAACAGGCCAGGAGGGUGCUGGCCGUUGGCUCUGAUCCCCUGGGUGGCUGGGUGUGGCUGGCGGCUCCAAUCGCGCCGGUCAGGAGGGUGUCAUUGGAGAGAGUUCGACGCCGGCGACGAGCAUACAGAGGUGGAUCACGAUGCUGUGGACGCUGCAAAUUUCAGAGAAAACCCAUAAGAUCUCAUGAUGGGUUCAUGCACAGAAUAAGCGGAACCCAUUUCUUGGUUUUAAAUCAUCUCAUGCGUUGCCUUAGUUGUAACUGAUGACAUGAGCCGACAUUCUUACCUUCAAUCCAACAUGUGGAUGCAGAACAAGCAGUGACGUCGUAUUCCGCAGACCGGAUGGGCGGUCGCCGGCGGCUCCGUUCCCGUGGGUGAGGACGGCGGCUCCGUUACCGCCGGUGAACAGGGCGGCGGCUCUAUUACAGCCGGUGAACAGGGCAGCCGCGUUCGAUGGGACUGGCACUGGAGAAGGUCGCGUGUGAGAAGGCACCUGGAAUGGAAUAUGAGUGCAGAAUCAGCAUUGGAGCCGGCUAGGCCAGUUGGAUCGGAGGUUGUUGCAGAUAAUGGGGGAGGUGGGAGCGGAGGUUGUUGCAGAUACGGCUGUGAUAAGUGUUAAUCUAUCAACAAGCCAAAAAUUGGAUGGCGCCUUUAAAGUCGGAAAGAGGUUGAUUGAUGAAACACCAUUUCUUUUGGCACGCCUUUUUUUUGAAUCUGCCACGUCUUUUUCUUUUUCUUUUUUUUUUAAACUAAACGCCCUCUGGCUCUAUUCAUAAGGCGCUAGCAUGUCUGACUGCAAACAAUAAAAAGUUUUAACAAUUGCCUA
Messenger RNA from Triticum dicoccoides, 1790 nucleotides. RefSeq lists its product as uncharacterized. Bases 200 to 733 code for a protein of 177 amino acids. The record is from RefSeq and is a predicted model, not a curated record. The transcript is spliced from 6 exons. NCBI's taxonomy places the organism in Eukaryota, Viridiplantae, Streptophyta, Magnoliopsida, Poales, Poaceae.